AUGGAUUACGAAUCAGCUCAAUCUAAAGAUUUUUCAUAUUCUUUCUGUUUAACCAAAGACUUAAAUUUUCCAUUAAGAGUCCGAAUCUCAGUUCUUGAAGGAACUCGAGAAACAAAACCAUUUACUACAUUACUCGAAGAACCUUCUCUAAAAUUUACUGGUUUGCAAACCAGCGAUUUUUCCGAAUUAUAUGUAACUUGUCAAUUAUAUGCGGAUAAUAAACCAUUGACUAUACCAAUUCGAACUUCAUAUAAAACGUUCAAGAAUCAUUGGCUUUGGAAUGAAUGGCUCACAAUUCCUGUAAAAUUUCGUGAUUUACCUGCUACUGCCCAACUUGCCUUCACAAUAUGGGACAUUUAUGGACCACGUAAAGUUGUUCCUAUUGGUGGGACUACAUUUCGACUUUUUGGAAAACACAACACACUCAGAAAAGGAAAACACAAGUUGUUUCUUUGGCCUGAUGUUGAAGCUGAUGGUCGUGAUCGUACAACUACACCAAGUAAGGUUGGUGAAGAGGAUGAAAUGGAUCGGUUAGAGAAACUUGUUAAAAGAUAUGAGAGAAAAGAAAUGCCCAGGCUUGAAUGGUUAGAUCACCUUGCAUUCCGACAAAUUGAGAAAAUUCAUGAGGCCGAAUCGUCAAAGUCAAAGAAACUUUACUUAUAUAUAUAUUUACCAAAAUUCGAUUUUCCACUAGUAUUUAGCGAACCGGAAUAUUCGCUACCAGUAGUUUCAAUGACCCCAGUGAAUGGGCAAACACAGCCUAUACCGUUGUUUUCAUCGUCUGAAUCAAAUAUGGUGUUAAUCAUGGAUCCAGAAAUUACUGGGGAAAAUCCAGUUGAAGCAAAGCAUCGGCGUUUGGUGAGAAGUCAUCGAAGUGGAUCACUUGAUCGAGACUUAAAACCGAAUGCCAAGUUACGUGAUGAGCUUAAUGAAAUUUUGAAAUAUCCUCCGACACAACCUUUGACAGAAGAAGAAAAAGAUAAUAUUUGGAAAUAUAGAUUUUACCUUACUCGUGAAAAGAGGGCACUUACAAAAUUUUUGAAAUGUGUUGUGUGGACAGAUGCAACGGAAGCUAAACAAGCUGUUGAAUUAUUGUUCAAAUGGGUAGACAUUGAUUUGGAUGAUGCUCUUGAAUUGUUGGGAGCGAAUUUUGAGAAUCGAGCAGUUCGUAGAUAUGCUGUCAGUCAAUUAAAGAAGGCCGAUGACGAUGAAUUAUUAUUGUAUCUUCUGCAACUUGUACAAGCCCUAAAAUUUGAAAACAUAAGUGACAAGUCCAGCUCAUCAUAUGAAUCAAGUUUAGCAGAAUUUUUGAUUGAGAGAGCUGUUAAGAACCCAAUACUUGGAAAUAAUUUUCAUUGGUACCUUAUGGUUGAAUGUGAAGAUAAAGUUGUUGGUAAAAUGUAUGCUAAAGUUGCUUAUCAAUUUAUGAUAGCCAUAAUGGAGAUCCCCAAUGGAGGUCAACGGAGAGAUAUUCUUCGUAGACAAGGAGAAUUAGUUGCUGAAUUAUCGUCUAUUUCUAAAGAGAUUCGUACUAUGAAAGACAUAAGACCAAAAAAGAUUGAGAGAUUGAGAGCUUUAAUAUCGGAUCCUAAAAAUCAAUUUUCCCAAUUCCCUCCUUUGCCUUUACCUCUUGACGCACGCAUCCACGUGACUGGAAUUAUUCCAGGUAAAAGUGGAACAAAACCAUUUCAUUUAAUUAAAGAAUUGUCUCCUAAUGUAUUAUUGGAUAAAUCAUUAGAAAAAGCAACGGUUUUCAAGAGUAACUUGUUUCCAUUACGGUUGACAUUCUCUUUAGUCGAUGGUGGCGAGUAUCCCGUAAUCUUCAAAACCGGAGAUGAUCUUCGUCAGGAUCAACUUGUCAUUCAAAUUAUCACGCUUAUGGAUAAGCUAUUACGAAAGGAAAAUUUGGAUCUAAAGUUGACUCCAUACAAAGUCCUUGCUACUGGUCCAGAUCAUGGUUUGAUGCAAUUCAUCCCAUCAUUUUCAUUAGCCAAUGUAUUAAGCGAAUAUAAUGGUAGCCUUUUGAUGUUCUUUAAGGCGCAUCAUCCGGAGGAAAAGGCAACAUAUGGAAUUAGUCCUGCAGUUAUGGAUACCUAUGUUAAAAGUUGUGCUGGAUAUUGUGUUAUUACAUAUUUAUUGGGAGUAGGUGACAGACAUUUGGAUAAUUUGUUACUUACACCUGACGGUAAAUUAUUCCAUGUUGAUUUUGGAUUUAUUUUGGGAAGAGAUCCAAAACCUUUUCCACCACCAAUGAAACUUUGUAAAGAAAUGGUUGAAGCAAUGGGAGGAGCGAAUUCUAUUCAUUAUCAACGAUUCAAAAGUUAUUGCUAUAUUGCUUUUAACAUCUUAAGGAAAAAUGCAAAUUUGAUUCUUAAUUUAUUUGCUUUAAUGGUUGACGCAAAUGUACCCGAUAUUAAAAUUGAACCUGAUAAGGCUGUCUGGAAGGUUCAAGAGAAAUUUAGAUUAGAUCUAACAGAAGAAGAAGCCAUUAAAUAUUUCCAAAAUUUAAUUAAUGAUUCAGUUAAUGCAAUGUUUCCACAAGUUAUUGAAACUAUACAUAAAUGGGCUCA
This is a messenger RNA of Funneliformis geosporum, 2570 nucleotides long. The record is from the annotation of a GenBank genome assembly. Lineage: Eukaryota; Fungi; Glomeromycota; Glomeromycetes; Glomerales; Glomeraceae.